AUGCCGUUCCUCACAAUCAGCAACAAGAAAAUCCACUACGCAGAUCUGAAGCCUGAGGGCAAGGAUGUGCUCGAGACGUUCAUCUUCAUGCACGGCCUCGGCUCCUCGCAGAAUUACUACCACGCAGUCGCGGAGAGGCUGCGCGCAAAUGGCUUUCGAUGCAUAAUCUUCGAUAACACUGGUGCUGGCCGAUCGCCAUACACCGGUACCGGGUCCAGCAUCCAGAGCCUUGGAGACGACGUCAUCGGCAUUCUGGAUGCUCUGGAGGUGCCAAAGGCUGUGGUAGUAGGCCAUAGUAUGGGAGGCAUCGUAGUAGCUCACCUUGCAGCCGAACGUAGCGACCGAGUCGUUGCUGCGAUUCUGAUCGGUCCUGUGUACCCGAAUGAGGGCGCUGUACCAGUCUUCGAGAAGCGUAUCGAGGCAGUCCAGAAGGAUGGCAUGCAGCCUAUGGCAGAUACAGUCCCCCAGGCUGCGGUUGGUUCAAAAGCGUCUCCUCUGGCAUCAGCAUUCAUUCGAGAGCUUCUCCUCGGCCAGGACCCCGCCGGCUACUGCUCCAACUGCCGAGUGAUCAUCAAUGCCAAACCGCCGAGUUACAGCAAGAUCAGCAUCCCUAUCCUGAUCCUGGCUGGCGAAGAGGACAAGAGUGCACCGCUUGAGGGUUGUAAGAAGAUGUUCGAGGAAAUGGGCACGAGCGAAAAGAGACUAGAGGUUAUGAAGGGCGUCGGCCACUGGCACUGCCUCGAAGCGUUCGAAGAAGUGGCUAAGCUGAUCGAGGGCUUCUACCACGAGAUUCAGUGA
Molecule: messenger RNA, 798 nt
Organism: Ascochyta rabiei
Lineage: Eukaryota; Fungi; Ascomycota; Dothideomycetes; Pleosporales; Didymellaceae
Exons: 2
Coding region: 1-798 (265 amino acids)
Source: RefSeq, a predicted model, not a curated record